AUCUUUGCAGGGCCGGCUUGCGAGAGGAGCCACGGGAAAGGCGCGUGUAGGCCGCUCACUGGCGCAGCUGCUGCCGCCCCGCCGCUGCGCCGCCCCGCCGCUGCGCCGCCCCGCCCCGGCGUUGUCGCAGGUGCAGUCGUGGACGAAGCGCGGCCCCGGCAUGGACUGGAAAGGGUCUGCGGGCGGCGCGUGUGCUGCCGCUGCGCGGCCGGUGACAGGGGUUUGCCGUAAAAUGGGCCUUCUGACUGUACUCGCUGGACUAUGGCUGUUUUCCUCAGCAAAGGCAGAUUCAAAAGCCAUUACAACCUCUCUUACAACAAAAUGGUUUUCCACUCCGUUGUUGUUAGAAACCAGUGAGUUUUUAGCAGAAGACAGUCAAGAGAAAUUUUGGAAUUUUGUAGAAGCCAGUCAAAAUAUUGGAUCAUCAGAUCAUCACGGUACUGAUUAUUCCUAUUAUCAUGCAAUAUUGGAAGUUGCAUUUCAGUUUCUGUCACGACUACAGCAGAAUCUGUUGAAAUUUUGUCUGUCUCUUCACUCCUACUCAGCGACAAUUCAAGCCUUCCAGCAGAUAGCAGCUGAUGAACCUCCACCAGAAGGAUGUAGUUCAUUUUUUUCAGUGCAUGGAAAGAGGACUUGUGAUUUUGAUACCCUUGAGACUCUUCUACUAACAGCUUCUGAAAGACCAAAACCUUUAUUGUUCAAAGGAGAUCACAGAUAUCCCUCAUCUAAUCCUGAAAGCUCAGUGGUUAUUUUCUACUCUGAGAUUGGCUCUGAGGAGUUUUAUAAGUUUCACCGACAACUUGUAUCAAAAAGCAGUGCAGGCAAAAUCAAUUACGUAUUCAGACAUUAUAUAUCUAAUCCCAGGAAGGAGCCUGUUUACCUCUCUGGCUAUGGUGUGGAGUUGGCCAUUAAGAGCACUGAGUACAAGGCCAAGGAUGAUACUCAGGUGAAAGGAACUGAAGUUAACACCACAGUGAUUGGUGAAAAUGAUCCUAUUGAUGAAGUUCAAGGAUUUCUCUUUGGAAGAUUAAGAGACCUGCACCCUGACCUGCAGGGACAGUUGAAAGAACUCAGAAAGCAUCUCGUUGAGAGCACCAAUGAAAUGGCACCUUUAAAAGUUUGGCAGUUGCAAGAUCUAAGUUUUCAGACUGCUGCCCGAAUCUUGGCUGCUCCUAUUGAGUUAGCUCUGGUGAUUAUGAAGGAUCUUAGCCAAAAUUUUCCUACCAAAGCCAGAGCAAUAACAAAAACAGCUGUGAGUUCAGAACUUAGAACCGAAGUGGAAGAGAAUCAGAAGUACUUCAAGGGAACUUUAGGGUUACAGCCUGGAGAUUCAGCACUGUUCAUCAAUGGGCUUCAUAUUGAUUUAGAGACGCAGGAUAUAUUCAGUCUGUUUGAUAUAUUGAGGAAUGAAGCUCGGGUGAUGGAGGGUCUGCAUAGAUUGGGAAUAGAAGGCCUUUCUCUGCAUAAUGUUUUGAAACUGAACAUCCAGCCCUCUGAGGCCGACUAUGCUGUAGACAUCAGGAGCCCUGCUAUUUCGUGGAUCAACAACCUGGAGGUUGAUAGCAGAUAUAAUUCAUGGCCUUCUAGUCUACAGGAGUUGCUUCGCCCCACUUUUCCUGGUGUUAUCCGACAGAUCAGGAAGAACUUGCACAACAUGGUUUUCAUAGUUGAUCCUGCUCAUGAGAGCACUGCAGAGUUGAUUAACACAGCUGAGAUGUUCCUCAGUAAUCAUAUACCACUAAGACUUGGUUUAAUCUUUGUGGUUAAUGACUCUGAAGAUGUUGAUGGGAUGCAGGAUGCUGGAGUGGCUAUUCUGAGAGCGUAUAAUUAUGUUGCCCAAGAAGUGGAUGAUUAUCAUGCCUUCCAAACUCUGACACACAUAUAUAACAAAGUAAGGACUGGAGAAAAAGUUAAAGUUGAACAUGUGGUCAGUGUCCUGGAGAAGAAAUAUCCAUAUGUGGAAGUGAAUAGCAUUUUGGGGAUUGACUCUGCUUAUGAUCAGAAUCGGAAGGAAGCAAGAGGCUACUAUGAGCAGACUGGAGUUGGUCCACUGCCUGUUGUCCUGUUCAAUGGAAUGCCCUUUGAAAAGGAGCAGCUGGACCCUGAUGAGUUGGAAACCAUCACAAUGCACAAAAUCCUGGAGACUACAACCUUCUUUCAAAGAGCAGUGUACUUGGGUGAACUGUCCCAUGAUCAAGAUGUGGUAGAAUACAUCAUGAAUCAGCCAAAUGUUGUUCCCCGAAUCAACUCUAGGAUUUUGACAGCUGAGCGAGAAUACCUGGAUUUAACAGCAACAAAUAACUUUUUUGUGGAUGAUUAUGCUAGAUUUACCGUCUUGGAUUCCCAAGGCAAGACUGCUGCUAUAGCCAAUAGUAUGAAUUAUCUGACCAAGAAAGGAAUGUCCUCCAAGGAAAUCUAUGAUGAUUCUUUUAUUAGGCCAGUAACUUUUUGGAUUGUUGGGGAUUUUGAUAGCCCUCCUGGAAGGCAAUUAUUGUAUGAUGCUAUUAAACAUCAGAAAUCCAGUAACAAUGUUAGAGUAAGCAUGAUCAAUAAUCCUAGUGAAGAUAUAAGUUAUGAGAAAACUCAGGUCUCCAGAGCAAUCUGGGCAGCUCUCCAAACACAGACCUCCAACUCUGCUAAGAACUUCAUCACAAAAAUGGCCAAGGAGGAGACUGCAGAGGCGCUGGCUGCAGGAGCUGACAUUGGGGAGUUCUCCGUUGGCGGCAUGGAUUUCAGUCUUUUUAAAGAGGUCUUUGAGUCUUCCAAAAUGGAUUUCAUUUUGUCUCAUGCCAUGUACUGCAGGGAUGUUCUGAAGCUGAAGAAGGGACAGAGGGCAGUGAUCAGCAAUGGAAGGAUCAUUGGGCCACUGGAGGACAGUGAACUCUUUAAUCAAGACGAUUUCCACCUCCUAGAAAAUAUCAUCUUAAAAACUUCAGGACAGAAAAUCAAAUCUCAUAUUCAACAGCUUCGGGUAGAAGAAGAUGUGGCGAGUGACUUGGUAAUGAAGGUGGAUGCUCUCCUGUCAGCUCAACCAAAAGGAGAUGCAAGAAUCGAGUACCAGUUUUUCGAAGAUAGACACAGUGCAAUUAAACUGAGGCCAAAGGAAGGGGAGACGUACUUUGAUGUCGUGGCCGUCGUUGACCCUGUCACCAGAGAAGCGCAGAGACUUGCCCCGUUGCUUUUGGUUUUAACUCAGCUGAUCAACAUGAAUCUAAGAGUGUUUAUGAACUGCCAAUCUAAACUUUCCGACAUGCCUUUAAAAAGCUUUUACCGUUAUGUCUUGGAAGCAGAGAUUUCUUUUACUUCAGACAAUAGCUUUGCUAAGGGUCCAAUAGCAAAAUUUUUGGAUAUGCCACAGUCUCCUCUGUUCACUCUGAACUUGAACACACCUGAAAGUUGGAUGGUAGAGUCUGUCAGAACGCCAUAUGACCUUGAUAACAUUUACUUAGAAGAGGUGGACAGCGUAGUGGCUGCUGAGUAUGAGCUGGAGUACCUGUUACUGGAAGGUCACUGCUAUGACAUCACCACCGGCCAGCCCCCACGGGGACUGCAGUUUACCUUAGGAACUUCAGCCCAGCCAGUCAUCGUGGACACUAUUGUUAUGGCUAAUCUGGGCUAUUUUCAGUUAAAAGCCAACCCAGGAGCUUGGAUUCUCAGACUAAGGAAGGGACGUUCUGAAGACAUUUAUAGAAUCUACAGUCAUGACGGUACAGAUUCUCCACCUGAUGCCGCUGAAGUUGUUGUUGUCCUCAGCACCUUCAAAAGCAAAAUCAUUAAAGUGAAGGUUCAGAAGAAGGCAGACAUGGUGAAUGAAGACUUGCUGAGCGACGGAACUAAUGAGAAUGAAUCUGGAUUUUGGGACUCCUUCAAAUGGGGCUUUACAGGAGGACAGAAGACUGAGGAAGUGAAGCAAGAGAAAGAUGACAUAAUUAAUAUUUUCUCUGUCGCAUCUGGUCAUCUCUAUGAAAGAUUUCUUCGCAUAAUGAUGCUAUCAGUACUGAAGAAUACCAAGACUCCUGUGAAAUUCUGGUUCUUGAAGAAUUACUUGUCCCCCACGUUUAAGGAGUUUAUACCUUACAUGGCAAACAAAUACAAUUUUCAGUAUGAGCUUGUUCAGUACAAAUGGCCCCGGUGGCUUCAUCAGCAGACUGAGAAGCAGCGCAUCAUCUGGGGUUACAAGAUCCUCUUCCUGGAUGUGCUCUUCCCGCUGGUUGUUGACAAGUUCCUGUUUGUGGAUGCCGAUCAGAUUGUGCGAACAGAUUUGAAAGAGCUGCGAGAUUUCAGUUUGGACGGUGCUCCCUAUGGUUACACUCCUUUCUGUGACAGCCGCAGGGAGAUGGACGGCUACAGGUUCUGGAAGUCAGGCUACUGGGCCAGUCACUUAUCUGGGCGGAAGUAUCAUAUCAGUGCAUUGUAUGUCGUGGAUCUGAAGAAGUUUAGGAAAAUAGCUGCUGGUGACAGACUCAGGGGACAGUACCAAGGUCUGAGUCAGGAUCCUAACAGCCUUUCAAAUCUCGAUCAAGAUUUGCCCAAUAACAUGAUCCACCAGGUGCCAAUUAAAUCCCUCCCUCAAGAAUGGCUUUGGUGUGAAACAUGGUGUGACGAUGCCUCUAAGAAAAGGGCAAAAACAAUUGAUUUGUGUAAUAAUCCAAUGACCAAAGAGCCCAAGCUGGAGGCCGCUGUUCGAAUUGUCCCAGAGUGGCAGGACUAUGAUCAGGAGAUCAAACAGCUACAGACACGCUUUCAGGAGGAGAAGGAAUCGGGAGCACUUCAUAAAGACACACCGGCACAAGAACCGAGCCGGGAAGGACCUCAGAAACAUGAAGAAUUAUGAUCUCCAGAGGAGGAUAGGGAAUUACACCAUUUGAAGAACACUUUUUAUAUUAAAUGCUAGUUUUUUCCAAUCUGUCUAUACAACUGCUGAUGAACUGGCUGGGCAGGUGUGCCGCACCGUUCAUUCUGACUCCUGCACGCUGGCGGCUCUGGAUCUCUGGAGUCAAGGCUCCACUGGAUUCAUACCUCAGAGGAAGACAAGGGGCUGAUCUCUGGGGGACUCUAUAAAGAGCAGGCUUCUAACCAGAGGGGAAGACGGCAGAGGCAACUGGAAGAAAACGAGCCCUGUGGUGCUCACACCCAGGAGCCCACACGUGCCACAGUGUCUCGGGAAGCCACCAGCCAGAGCCACCGUGUCCUUCCUUACCUCAGCCUACGGGCAGCGGAGCUCAGUCUGCAGCCUGGGCCGCAGGGCAGGUGCUGCCCACAUCAGCCAUCAGAAGCUUUGCCCAAGGUCUGCGCACCUCGGGGUUUGCGCCAGCGUUCCCCUGUGCCCUUCCCCAGCAUCAGGUUCACUGUCAAAUUGAAACCCAACCAACAAUCAUGUGUCUUCAGGCUCGGCUCGGGGCAGGUUAAUUUGGGGUUAGGAUGGGGGUGGGUUGGGCUGAGGGUAGGGAAAAUGUCAGGAGUAGGAGGCUCUGGAACGCUGGGGUGAGGGCGAGGGGGACCGGAGAUCGGCCGUCCUCUUUUAUAGACCGUCGGCACCGUUGUGACUAAUUGGAAAUGAAGACGUUGUCCUUAUUCUCCACCCAGCCCCAGUGAACGUUUUAAGUAAUUGUUUUAUAAGCAGUUUUUUAAGUUGUGAAAGUCUUUGCUUUUCUCUUCCCACUUUCUUAAAAAAGAAGCCUGUUAUUUCCUUACUGGAUACAGCCAUAGUAAGCCCCUGUAGUGAUCCAUCCUGAAGGGCUCAGGGCUCCCUCAGGACGGUCACCGCAUCAUAUACCCUCUUCUUCUCCGCAGGAUUUUCGUCUCUCAGACCCAGGGAAGUUGGCUUUGGCUUUUCUCUACGGAAGACUCCCAGAUCCGAGAUCGGGAGAGAUUCUGCUUGUGUAAUUCACUUUUCUCUAUACACUGUUCUGUAUUCCUUUUAGUUUAGUGCGGUGGGCUGCCUUUGACUUGCAGAAAUUGCCAGUGUUGCACCCGUUCUGACUCCACAGAGUUGCAUCUUGAAGCAGGUUUGGCCCUUUGGUCAUGGCUUUUCGUGUCUUCACUUCAGCAGCCCAGAAGGGCGCUUCCGCGGCAGCCUUUCCUGCUGGGUGGGCAGAGCCGGGAGGCGCCCACGAGGAGUCUUGCGGGUGCUGUCGGCCUGCGUGGCUGUAAGGCUGCAGGUCCUGCCCCCUGGCUGCCCAGGCUGCAGGGCACAGCAGCAGAGCACUCCGUGGACUGUGCCUCCUUCCAAAGUCUUAGGACAAAUAUCGAGGAAUUAAUUUUUUCCAUAUUCACACGCCAAGGUUAGCUCGGGAGUCUCUUAGUCCUAGGGAGCUUUUGAGCGUGCUUUUGUAGGUCCAUUAAAAAACUGGGGAGGAGGGAGCCCGAAAGAUUUUUAGAUAAAUCGAUCCAAGACUGCAAAGGUCCCUCAGAGGUGUCGCUGUUGACAAAGGCUCUAGCGUGAGUUCCCCCCACGCUGCUCCUCCCCUGGUCAGAGCAGCUAAAGGGAUAGAAUCAAUGAGAGUGGAAAACAUUCACUCAGGUCCAUCUGAGGGUUAAUUAAGCCUUCAGAGAGGCUGCCGCUGCCGCCGCCACUUCUGUCUACAACCACGGGCGCAGUUGUGCGUUUUCCCACUUCAUUUACUGGGAGGUUGAGCGGGAAAUAACAAAAGUCACUGGGAUGUGCUUUCUAAACGCUGGUUCCCUCGGGACAUGGAAUAGGCCACCUUUCCACGUCUUUCUGCCUGGGCUCUUAACGUGUAUCGUUCAUGAGGAAGGUGAAAUUUGUUCUCUGUGUAGUGUGUGUGUGUCCUCGUUGCCCCUUAUUUGUCACCACCCUAAAUUUACGUCUUACUAACAGUUGAAUCUAAACAUGCGAGACCCCGCUUGCUUCUGAAACGGCCUAGGGUCCUCCUCCUCAUGCCAGGAAUAUCUUGGUUCGCGUGGCAUGAGCAACUUGCAAAACGAACCUCUAGCGCCCUGGGAAAUGAUACCGCCACUAAAAUUUGGUCUUGGUCAGCUUUGUCUGUUCUCUCUACCGUAUGAAAGCAAAUUGUGACGGGAAAGAUAGGAGAGAUUUUUCACAAGAAACAUGAACUGAUUUUACCGAGAAGUGCAAGCUUCUGGAAGCUAGUCACAGUACGUUGUUCUCAACCAUCUUUUCAUACAUAAUGGACUUUUUCCCCCUUCAUCAUGCCACAGUGGAAACUUUUUCUUUCUGAAUCAGUGCCAGAGCAAUGUGACAUAAUGUGACACAUCAGAACGACACGCAACAGUGUGGGUUUUUAUGUCUUGCAAACAGUGGUGUUUGACGGAGGUCAGAACGGGUGCACGCGGCCUGCUCUCGGAGCUGCGGGGACGUGCCUGUGUUUCGUUUAAAAGCGUCCUGAAUACUUGCCCCGCUGAGAGCGCUGGUGCGGCAGUUUUCCGCACGGCUGAGGGAGUGCCGAAGCUGUCAAAGUGGCACUUCAGAUUGAAACGUAGAGCUGUUGGCCUGCCUGCCAAGCACACGCGCACCUGGUAGGCCCACGCACUGUGUGAGCUCAGCUCGGGGGGCGGCGGGGAGCAAAGGUUUCAUGAAAAUCAGGUAGUACUUUCCAAGAAGGGAGCUUAAUCGACUCUGCUGUCCUCACGCCCUCAUAUCAUGAGCCUUGUGAAAGGUCUGAUGGAACGAACAACGUCUGUCUGGUUGCAGGAUUACUGAGUGAAGGGGCUGACGGCCAGGGACAGCAGUGCGGUUUCCAGAAGAGACUGGAAGGGAAAUGAAAAUCCCAGUUUCCUUCGGCUGGGAAUUCCACUUUACUGACCUCGUAACUUGGAACGGGUCAGACCCCGCCCUCACAGCAGCGAGCAUAAGGUGGUUCCUCCUCCCCGACACCCCCUUGGGAGUAAAUUUGGCUACUUGAAAGCAGUUUUCUUUUUUUCCUGAAACUGUCAUGGAUGAUUAAAAGAAAUAAUUCAACUCAAGAGUUUCAAGAGGACAUCUCGUGCAUUUUUCUGAGUAAAAUGUUCGUGCUGUGGUAUCAAUAUCAUGGAAGUGGAAGUGUUUUGGUGAAGCUUUCUCUUGGUAACAGUGAAUGCAGGGUGUGUUGUGUGCAAAGUUAUUUAAAUAUAUUCCAUUGUGUAAUUUUAAUAGUUUUUUAAGCAUUUGAUUUUUAUGGGGACACUUUUGUGGGAUGAUAAGGGUUAAUCAGCUUGAAUAUUGCUGUUUUGUGUCUAGUCUGGUGGGAUAACCUUUGUAAUUUAAAUUCCUAUUUUCCCAGUCUUGCUACAGUGAGGAAGGAUCUUUAUUAGGACUUUGGUAGUAACCUGACUGAAUUCCACAAAUUCGACGUCAUUAACUCAGGUCUUUGUUGGUACUUCAGAGUAUCUGGAGGAUACCAAUUUCUCUUUCAUUAUUUGGUCUUUGAUCUCUCAAUCUAAUACAGAAAUGAAGCUUCUGGGUGGCGGUGAGUCAGGGCACUGAGUAGAGGAUCUCUCUCAGGGUGUCACUGAGUGCUGACAGCUUAUAAAAACAAACCACGAAAUCAGCUUCAGGCACCUGCAUGCUCCCCAGAAGCAGUCCGAAAGUGAGGCCAUCUCCUGAGUCUUUUCCAAUCACCUAGCAACACAGAGGCCAAAUGCGGCAGAUGUAAGUAGGACACAAGUUAGGGUUUGAGGCAAGGCCUUCAUCCCACCUGUAAUUUAUGCAUUGCCUUACGUGUCACCUUUUAGAUUUCCAGAGAAAUGGACGUAAUUCCUCUUCUCAAUAAAAAUGGCAAAAUACAUUAACCUAAGGUCAGCAAUUUGAGAAAAGAUUAUCAAGUACGGUGGUUUCCAACCAGUUGUUUUUGCUAAUAAUAAGGUAAACAUGGAAAAAACAAAGAAAAAUAUUAGAAUUUUUAAAGAAACUGUACUUAAAAAAAAAACAAAAAAAACCUUUGUAACUCUUCUAUUUUACUGUAAUCCUGUUCCAUUAAAUGCAGCAAAGGUCCAGGUGCUGCCCCUUGCUCGGGAACAAGCACUGGGACAGUAAACGUCUACAGAGCCCUCUGCGCCUGAAAUGGAUUGAGAAUGAAUUUCCUGGUACUGUAAUGAAGAUAAGGUCUGCUCAACACAAUAAACUUUUCCUUCUCUUGUUUAAAA
Messenger RNA from Aethalodelphis obliquidens (Pacific white-sided dolphin), 9105 nucleotides. It is a transcript of the gene UGGT1, whose product is annotated as UDP-glucose glycoprotein glucosyltransferase 1. Gene Ontology annotation, biological process: ERAD pathway. The transcript is spliced from 41 exons. The record is from RefSeq and is a predicted model, not a curated record. NCBI's taxonomy places the organism in Eukaryota, Metazoa, Chordata, Mammalia, Artiodactyla, Delphinidae. The coding region runs from base 161 to 4834 and encodes 1557 amino acids. Gene Ontology annotation, molecular function: UDP-glucose:glycoprotein glucosyltransferase activity. Gene Ontology annotation, cellular component: endoplasmic reticulum.